AGAACUUCUUCUUAUGCCCAUUGCCAAAUAAAUUUGCCAGAUUUCCAGCAAUUCUCGACUGGAAUUCUACGCACAGGCCACUCAUACCCCUUUGGAGGUCGUGUUUAAGGUGUAAAUAUCACCCGAUAAGGAAAUCCGGUAUUCAUUACGAAACUAAUUAAUAGUCUCGCCUCGGGCGGGCCCACAACCUCUCAACCCGCCUCUCCCCAUUAACUCCUGCCGUCAAGUACCCGAUCUGCCAACCUCAUCACAGCACACGUAUCCUCGUCGAUACCAUCUCCAUCCAUUUCCAACUGCAGCUUGCUGGUAGUCUGCUUCUACAGCGAGCUCUAGCAUCUGUCUCUGAAACCAAUCCUCUGAAACUUUUUCUCAGUUCUUCAUUCUAACCGUUCACCAUGGAAGAGGAGGUCGCUGCUCUCGUUAUUGACAAUGGUUCGGGAAUGUGCAAGGCCGGUUUCGCCGGUGAUGAUGCCCCCCGUGCCGUUUUCCCUUCCAUUGUCGGCCGUCCCCGCCACCAUGGUAUUAUGAUUGGUAUGGGCCAAAAGGAUUCAUACGUUGGAGACGAGGCGCAGUCGAAGCGUGGUAUCCUCACCCUUAGAUAUCCCAUUGAGCACGGUGUUGUCACCAACUGGGAUGACAUGGAGAAGAUCUGGCACCACACCUUCUACAACGAGCUUCGUGUGGCUCCCGAGGAGCACCCUGUCCUUCUCACUGAGGCUCCCAUCAACCCCAAGUCCAACCGUGAGAAGAUGACCCAGAUCGUCUUCGAGACAUUCAAUGCGCCGGCCUUCUACGUCUCCAUCCAGGCCGUCCUGUCUCUGUACGCCUCCGGUCGUACCACCGGUAUUGUGCUCGACUCGGGUGACGGCGUCACCCACGUCGUGCCCAUCUAUGAAGGUUUCGCCCUUCCCCACGCCAUCUCUCGUGUGGACAUGGCUGGUCGUGACCUGACCGACUACCUCAUGAAGAUCUUGGCCGAGCGUGGCUACACCUUCUCUACCACUGCUGAGCGUGAAAUCGUCCGUGACAUUAAGGAGAAGCUCUGCUAUGUCGCUCUCGACUUUGACCAGGAAAUCCAGACGGCUAGCCAGAGCUCGAGCUUGGAGAAGUCUUAUGAGCUUCCCGACGGACAGGUCAUUACCAUUGGUAACGAGCGUUUCCGUGCCCCCGAGGCUCUGUUCCAGCCUAGCGUGCUCGGUCUUGAGAGUGGCGGUAUCCACGUCACCACCUUCAACUCCAUUAUGAAGUGCGAUGUCGACGUCCGAAAGGAUCUGUACGGCAACAUUGUCAUGUCUGGUGGUACCACUAUGUACCCUGGUAUUUCGGACCGUAUGCAGAAGGAGAUCACCGCCCUGGCGCCCUCGUCUAUGAAGGUCAAGAUUAUCGCACCCCCGGAGCGGAAGUACUCUGUUUGGAUUGGUGGUUCCAUCUUGGCUUCUCUGUCGACAUUCCAGCAGAUGUGGAUCUCGAAGCAAGAGUACGACGAGAGCGGUCCCUCGAUCGUCCACCGCAAGUGCUUCUAAGGGAUUCGCGAAGUUGUCGAGUAGCAGGCGCGCUAGCACUAGGCGCCGCGCGGCUCUUUCAAGUGCUGCGUUUUCUAUUCACUUCGAUCAUGAUAAUUUUACAAUAAGCCUGCAAGUGAAGUACCGGUUCUCUUUACCGGGUCAGGCCUAUAUCAAACAACGAAAAGUGGCGGCAAGUAUCUUUUGAUCUCUCUAGGAGCUUGUCGAGGAGAUUAGUGGAGAGUAUAGGACUUGUGUAGCUUAAACGGAAUUGCUUUUCUUUCUUGUUAUCCCGCUGGAAACGUUUUCAAAUACUUUUUUAUCGUAUCCGACAUUUGUCCCAAGCUUUCUUUUGUGGUUGUUGUCGUAAACGCUAUGCGCUUCUCCGUGCCAUAAUAGGGCUACUGUGAUCCAAUCAUCCUGCGUAGAUGACGUUUGUCUCAAGAACGAAAUUUUUAAUUAUCAUCGGUAU
Messenger RNA from Xylona heveae TC161, 1974 nucleotides. Its product is annotated as Actin, gamma. The coding region runs from base 396 to 1523 and encodes 375 amino acids. The record is from RefSeq and is a predicted model, not a curated record. NCBI's taxonomy places the organism in Eukaryota, Fungi, Ascomycota, Xylonomycetes, Xylonales, Xylonaceae. The transcript has 6 exons.